AUGGCGAGCAACCCUACGCCAAUAACCGUAGUGCACAACAGUGGCAGUGGCAGUUCGACCUUGAAGGACUAUGAUCUAUCCCAACCCAUCACCUCAACCUCUGGCCUUCGCUCUGGGCUCACUUCGUAUGGCGACGCUCAUUUCUCGCUAUUCCUUAGAAAAGUCUUCAUCAAAGCGCUGGGAUAUUCGGACUCGGCACUCUCCUCACCCAUCAUCGGCGUCAUCAACACGUACUCUUCAUUCAAUCCCUGUCAUUCCAAUGUACCGCAACUCAUCGAAUCAGUCAAGCGUGGCGUCUUAGCCUCAGGAGGGCUCCCGGUCGAUUUUCCGACCAUCAGUAUCCACGAGAGCUUUGCCAGUCCGACCAGCAUGUAUCUGAGGAAUUUGAUGAGUAUGGACACAGAGGAGAUGAUCAAAGCUCAGCCGGUAGAUGCAGUGGUCAUGAUAGGUGGGUGUGAUAAGACAGUUCCAGCGCAGUUGAUGGGCGGUGUCUCCGCAAAUAAGCCUGUCAUACCUCUCAUCACAGGGCCAAUGAUGCCAGGCUCGGUAGAAGGGGUCAGAGUAGGAGCUUGUACGGACUGUCGAAGCUAUUGGGCGCGAUAUCGGGCCGGUGGUGUCGACUUGGAAGACAUCAUGUCUGUCAAUGAGGAGUUGGCACCCACAGGAGGGACAUGUGGAGUGAUGGGCACCGCAUCUACUAUGGCUUGCAUAACUGCAGGCCUGGGACUGCUUGAGCUUAAAUCAGGCGCUACAGCCGCUGCUGUGAGCUCUGCGAGACUGAGAGUCGCAGAGCAAGCUGGACGUAAUGCGGUGGCGAUGCUUACAAAGGAUGGAAUGAGACCACAAGAUCUGCUUACCCGAGAGAGCUUCCUCAAUGCCAUCACGGUUCUUCAAGCCAUUGGAGGAAGCACGAAUGCUGUGGUGCAUCUACUGGCCAUUAUCAACCGACACCCGAAGGUGGCAGGCACCAUUGACCUCAAUACCUUUGACGAGAUCGGAAGAAGGACUCCGCUGUUGGUCGACCUGAAACCCAGCGGUGACAAUUACAUGACCGACUUUCACAACGCAGGUGGCAUGUUGGCAUUGAUGCAUACCUUGAGGCCAUUGCUACAUCUUAGUGCAAAGACUUAUUCUGGCCAGACUCUUGGCGAGCUCCUCGACACCACUCCCUUCAAGUCGUUUCAGUAUUCGAGACAGAUCGUCCGGUCUCUCGAGGACCCCCUCUACCCUAGCUCAAGUCUGGUCGUCUUGUACGGCAACAUCUGUCCACAAGGGGCGGUCAUGAAAGCCUCGGCCUCAAAGAACCGGAGACUGCUGCACCACCGUGGCUCGGCGUGCGUUUUUGAGAACACUGCAGACAUGGCAAAACGCAUCGACUCUCCGGACCUGGAAGUUGAUGCGAACUCGGUGUUGAUACUCAAGAGCAUAGGUCCAGUAGGCAAUCCGGGAAUGCCCGAGGCUGGACUGAUACCUAUUCCGCAAAAACUAGCUAAACAAGGUGUGGUCGACAUGUUGCGAAUCAGCGAUGGGCGAAUGAGCGGCACUGCUGGUGGGACGAUUAUACUACAUAUAUCACCGGAGUCUGCAGAUCUUGACUCUGUGUUUGGCAUCGUUCAGACAGGAGAUAAGAUCACUUGCGACGUCGAGAACAGGAAACUGUUCCUAGACGUAGGAGAGCAGGAGAUCGCUAGACGUAUAGCCGAGCGCAAAAUGCGAUCCCUGGACACUUCAUCUUCUGGAAAAGCUAACGAACAGAUGUCGAACAACCAAGAACCGUGGGUGGAGAGGACUGGUCGGAGGGGGUAUCGAGGCCUCUACGAACGUGAGGUCAAUCAGGCGCACCUUGGUUGCGACUUUGGCUUCCUAACAGCCCAGGGCCCCUCAGGCAACUGA
Molecule: messenger RNA, 1893 nt
Organism: Cladophialophora bantiana CBS 173.52
Lineage: Eukaryota; Fungi; Ascomycota; Eurotiomycetes; Chaetothyriales; Herpotrichiellaceae
Product: dihydroxy-acid dehydratase
Exons: 1
Coding region: 1-1893 (630 amino acids)
Molecular function (GO): hydro-lyase activity
Source: RefSeq, a predicted model, not a curated record